Messenger RNA from Symbiodinium necroappetens, 1722 nucleotides. The record is from the annotation of a GenBank genome assembly. NCBI's taxonomy places the organism in Eukaryota, Dinophyceae, Suessiales, Symbiodiniaceae.
GGUGGCGACUCGGAGCCCCUGCUGGGGUCCACGGUGCCAGAACUGCCGGACGAGUCCAUGCAGUCUGCGGCCUUUGCUGAUGAGGCAUCCGAGGAUGAAGAGCAUCCUGAAGCCAACUCUGGAGUUUCAGUGGACAAGAGACAGCGAGGCGAAGAGAGAGAAGACAGUAAGGACGAGCAGAAGGAGGAGAGGAGCGAGAAGGAGGAGGAGGAGGAGGAGGACAAUGAGCAGAUUGAAGAAGGGGAAGCAUCUGAAGAGAACGACAAAGCGGAUGAGCAGGCAAAAGGACGGCAGAGUAGCGAAGAGGAAGAAGCUGGUGACAAGAAAGGUGUUGAGAAUGAGUCGGGGGAGGCCGAGUCGGAGGAAGAGCAGGAAGAGCAAUCAGAGGAGCAAGCAGAAGAGGAGCAGGAGGAGGAGGAGCAGGAGGAGCAGGAGGAGCAAGAAGAGGAACCAGCUGGAGAUCAAGUCGAGCCGGAGGAAGGGGAGAUCGAAAGCGAGGAGGCAGAAGAUGAAAGCAGGACUCAGCAAACUGAUGGCAAGAAGGCAGCUCGGAGAUCCUCGAGCCCUGACAUUUCGGAGAACGUGUCCGCAAUCAAGCUCGUGGAGAAGAAGGAUGUGAAGCGGCGUGGGUCUUCGGGUAGUGCACCACGGAAAAAAGAAAAGAAGCACAAGAAAAAGAAGCAUUCGGGCAAACGACCUCCUGACAGCUCCUCUGAGCGAGCCACUGAAAAGCGAGGCGAUGCACCUCCAGCUUUAGGAGAUGGCAGCAGAGCGCGGCCCCGAUCCCGAACUUGCAGCCGAAGGCCCCUGCCUCGCCGGAAGGCUGGUAGGGACGGCGGGGAUGGUAGGGAGAGGGAAAGAAGCAUGGCAAGAGUCAAGGACGAAGCCCUGCCAAGGAGACGGGCGAGAAGUGCAGAUAAACGAUCACCACGGCGUGACCCUUCGCCAAUAAGGCGGACCAGGAGAGGUGAUUCUGCACGGGCUCCACGUGCCAAUGAGGGCAAGCGGAGGGAACCACUAGAGAAAGAUGACAAGAAGGACAAGGACAAGCGAGAGAAGCGCGACACCAGAGACAGGAGAACCUCGCCAGAGCGUAGAUCGACUCAGCGAUGCAGGAGGUCUCGAAGCGGCAGGUCCAGAAAUCGGCGGUCGCCAAAGCGCAGAUCUAUGAAGAGAAGAUCUCGUAGCGGUAAGAGAUCUCCGAGCAGGAAACAGCGCAGAAGAUCCAGAAGUCAACGGUCUCGAGGCAAGAGGAGUCCCAGCACUGGCCGUGCCGUGCGGGAUGAUCUGCGUAGGGUGCCGGAGGUUGCAGCCAGAGCUGAGAAAGAAGAUUCUCCCAGGAAGGACGGGAAGGAGGCUGAAGCUGCAGAGCAGGCAGAGCCAGUUGCCACACCGACAGCGACCGCGGUGGUCAACACGUCGGCGACAAUGACUGGUACGUCCACCUCGACACUACAGCCGAGUUCCAAACCGCCAGAAAGUGAGGACUACUUGGAGCAGGCUGAGAAGGCUGUCCUGAAGUCAAAUCCCUGCAAACAAUGCAUGCAUGCGCCGUCUCAGACUGUCGGGUUGCAGCUUAAAGUUUACCAAAAGAUCCUCGUCAGUAUCAUCCGCCCCAGACGGAGACCCGCCCAAACCAGUAAGGAUGUCAUUGGCUUCCAAAAGGAGGGUUUGGAAGGCAAAGUUGCAGCCGAGCGCAGAAGCACCCGGCCAAGCUCAUAA